Messenger RNA from Daucus carota subsp. sativus, 1782 nucleotides. Its product is annotated as high mobility group B protein 6. The transcript is spliced from 7 exons. Lineage: Eukaryota; Viridiplantae; Streptophyta; Magnoliopsida; Apiales; Apiaceae. The record is from RefSeq and is a predicted model, not a curated record. Gene Ontology annotation, molecular function: DNA binding. Bases 70 to 1578 code for a protein of 502 amino acids.
CAAUAACAAUUUCAUCUAUCAAUCUCUCUCAGUCUCUCUCUAUCUUUCUCUCUUGAAAUCUCUUUUACAAUGGCAGACAUUGCGAUUUCCGGUGAACCCAAUUUCUCCGAUCUCGUCCCGACUAAAAAAGGGCGAUCAAGAAAAGCCUUGAAACCCAAAACCCCAUCAUCAAACGAGACCAACAUUUUGCCUGUACCGGUAUCACAGGCUUCUCCGGUGAAGAAGGCGAUGACUGAAUCUACCGGGAAAGAGAACGAGAAGAAGAAGACCAAGAAGAAGGCGGCGAAAGAGGCGAAACCCCAAGAGGGUGAUUUUGAGAAAAUGUUCGAGGAGAUGCAGAAGAAGCUUGAGCAGAUGACGCUUGAGAAAGCGAAGACGGAGGAGAUGUUGAAGGAGAGGGAGGAGGCUUUGAGACGCAAGGAGGAGGAGCUCGAGACGCGGGGGCGAGAGCAGGAGAAGCUUCAGAUUGAGAUUAAGAAGUUGGGGAAAAUGAAGGAAUUUAAGCCCACUGUGAAUUUUCCGCUUGUUCAAGCUCCGAAAGAGAAAGAGCUAGGAAAGAAAGAAAAGAAAAAGGUGUGCCCAGAGAAGAAGAAGCCGUCUCCACCAUAUGCCCUAUGGUUGAAAGAUCAAUGGACUGAGGUUAAGAAAGAAAACCCGGAUGCUGAAUUUAAGGAGAUAUCAACCAUGUUGGCGGCGAAAUGGAAGACGGUGACUGCAGAAGAGAAGAAGCCUUAUGAGGAGAAGUAUCAAGCUGAGAAGGAAGCCUAUUUGAAGAUAGUUGGGGCUGAAAAACGUGAGAAUGAAGCAAUGAAGCUCUUGGAAGAAGAGCAGAAACAGAGGACAGCCAUGGAGUUACUUGAACAAUAUAUGCAGUUCAAGGAGGAAACUGAAAAUGAUAAGAAGAAAAAGACCAAAAAGGAAAAGGAUCCAUUGAAACCGAAGCACCCGGUGUCAGCAUUUUUCUUGUUUAUGAAUGAGCGUCGUGCUGAUUUGGUUGCGGAAAAGAAAAAUGUUUUGGAGGUUGGGAAAAUAACUGGUGAAGAAUGGAAGAACAUGACUGAAAAAGAAAAAGCUCCUUACGAAGAGAUGGCUAAGAAAAAUAAGAAUCAGUAUCUGCAACAAAUGGAGGUUUACAAGAAGAAAAAGGAUGAGGAAGCUGCCAGCCUCCAAAAGGAAGAGGAGGAACUCUCGAAAAUUCAGAAACAGGAGGCCAUGCAAUUGCUUAAAAAGAAAGAGAAAACAGAAAACCUAAUUAAGAAAACGAAAGAAGAACGCCAAAAGAAACAGAAGGGAGAGAAGAAAAUUGUUGAUCCUAACAAACCAAAAAGGCCAGCUUCCUCUUUCUUGCUGUUCAGCAAAGAAGCAAGGAAAACUAUAUCAGAAGAGCGUCCUGGGAUUAACAAUUCCACACUCAAUGCACUCAUAUCUGUGAAAUGGAAGGAAAUAAGCCAUGAAGAAAAGCAGCUUUGGAACGAGAAGGCUGCGGGAGCUAUGGAGGCAUACAAGAAAGAAAUGGAGGAGUACAAUAAAACUACUGCAGCAGAAGAGAGCUCAAGUAGCUGCAGUGGCCCGCAGUGAAGAUUCUAUGUUAGUUUGUUCAAGUUGGUUCAGUUGAACAUCUUAGGGGAGUUUUAGUAGCUUCAUUAUGUUGGUUCCUUUCAUUUUAGUUUUGGUCAAGACCAGUAGUAGCUUCAGUUUACUGUUGCUUUAAAAGAAUCGUUGAGAUUCGGAUGAUAAUCAAUUGAAAUUUAAACCAGCGUUGCUCCUGUUUAUGAUUCAAAA